CAGUCUCUUGCCACUUUGAAAGGAAGCAGGAAGUAGUGGCGAGUACCCCCGCAAUGAGACCGCUGCUGUUGCCGAGCUCUGCUGGUUGUGUCUUGCGGACACUUUUAAGGUUAUUUCCCACUUGUGGACACAGACUCGCCACCCGACCGACUGCUGUGCCACAUUUGUACUCCUCAAGAAAAAUGAUGCACUAUCAAACUGUGGAGCGAGGAAGCCCCAACACUCCAAAUUACCGGGUUUAUUUUAAAAACUCAGAAGGCAACUACAUUUCUCCUUUCCAUGACAUUCCUCUGAUAGCAGAGGCAGAACAGCAGGAUUUGCCAGCAAAGAAGGCAAAAAAGAGCGAAGUGCUCUUCAACAUGGUCGUGGAGGUCCCUCGGUGGUCAAAUGCAAAGAUGGAGAUCGCAACACAGGAACCUCUGAAUCCCAUCAUGCAAGAUGUGAAGAAAGGCAAGCUCCGAUAUGUCGCCAACAUAUUUCCCCAUAAAGGUUACAUUUGGAACUAUGGAGCCAUUCCACAGACGUGGGAGGACCCCAACCAUACCGACUCAGAAACAAAAUGUUGUGGCGAUAACGAUCCCAUCGACGUCUGUGACAUUGGUACACAGGUGUGUUCGAUUGGGCAGGUCAUCCAAGUGAAAGUGCUCGGAAUUUUGGCAAUGAUUGAUGAAGGCGAAAUGGACUGGAAAGUCAUCGCUAUCAAUGCAGAGGACCCUGAUGCUAAAAACUUAAAUAACAUAGACGAUGUCCGUAAGAACCGACCCGGUCAUUUAGAGGCCACUGUAGACUGGUUCAGGAAAUACAAAGUUCCUGAUGGGAAACCCGAGAAUCAAUUUGGAUUCAAUGCACAAUUCAAAGAUAAGGAUUUUGCUGUUGAGAUGAUCAAGUCCACUCAUAAGCACUGGAGGGCACUAGUGCAAAAGGAGACGAAUAGUGGAGGGAUUGAAUGUAAAAAUAUAUCUUGCAGCGAAAGUCCUUUCAAAUGCAAAGCAGAAGAAGCCAGAUACGUGGUCCAAUUGGCUCCUGAACUUAGUAGCGGUCAGUGUGUUCCUCCAGAAGUGGACAAGUGGCACUUUGUCUGACUGAGAAAACUUAGAGACAUCAUGGACACGAACAAAAAUAAAAUCGGAUCAUCCCAUCAAUCAGUAUCAACUUUGCUCUAGUUUUGAGAAGACAGAAUUGUCUGGUAAGGAUUAGUGGACACCUGUAUAAGUUUAUUGUACAAUAACGACCCAUGUAACAUAGUAGUGCCUUGAAUUCUUUUGAUAAUAAUAACAAUAAUAUUGUUUCUGGAUUGGAUUUAUAUGGUGCUCAAAGUGCAUGACACUGAGAACCCAUCAUUUUUUAAAUAUUAUUCACAUAAUGAUGGUGUCAAACUACAAUUGUCGCCACAGCUGCUUUGGGGUAGACUGAUGGAAACGUGGCUGCAAAUUUGCAGCAACGGCUCCUCCGAUCACCAUCAACCAUUCACUCAAAUUUAUGCACCAGUGUGGGUUGCACUGCAAGUAAGGUGGGUGAAGUGUCUUGCCUAAGGACAAGACGACAGUGACAGGGAUGUUAGAAAGCUGUAUUUUUACCUGGAACUUUAGAAAGCUGUAUUUUUACCUGGCUCUUUCCAAAAGGUUAGACGAAGACCAAUUUGUACCUAAACUGGAAAAAAUGUUUUCCAUAACAAAUAUUGUAAAUGCAAUUACCGUAUUUCCUUGAAGAGCCGCCGGGCAUGUAAUAUGCGCCUGCCUUGAACUACUGCCGGGUCAAACUCGCUCCCCAAAAUAAUUAGCAUAUGCUUACUUUUCCCGCCGGGUCAAAUUAGUGACAUCACGAGUGACGCUUCCCCUGUCGUCAUUUUCAAAAUGGCGGAGGAGGUUUUUUUUUGCUUUUACUGUGUAAACCAGGGGUCUUGUUCCACAGCCAUACAGAUCACACUGCUGGUUGUGAUAUGAACAACUUUAACACUCUUACUAAUAUGCGCCACACUCUGUGAACCCACACCAAACAAGAAUAACAAACACAUUUCGGGAGAACAUCGGCUCUGUAACACAUUAUAAACGCAACAUAAGAGUUACCCAGAAUGCCAUGCAUCCAUGACUCUUGGCUAUAUUAUACACCCCGCUAUCACCAACAGACCCCCCCUCGCCCCCCUAUCCGUGCGUCGGUUGAGGUGGGCGGGGUUGGGGGCGCGUGUAUAAUAUAGCCAAGAGUCAUGGAUGCAUGGCAUUCUGGGUAAUUCUUAUGUUGCGUUUAUGAUGUGUUACAGAGCUGAUGUUCUCCAGAAAUGUUUGUUAUUCUUGUUUGGUGUGGGUUCACAGAGUGUGGCGCAUAUUAGUAAGAGUGUUAAAGUUGUUUAUAUCACAACCUUCAGUGUAAACGGUAUGGCUGUUGACCAAGUAUGCAUUGCAAUCUCGUAUGAGAAGCUGUGAAAUGCAUGCGUCCGGCCGGUACGCUGAUAGCAUUGUGUAAAGGUGGCGCGAUGACAUGUUGUAAAGCAGUGGUCCCCAACCACCGGGCCGCGGCCGCAGAAGAAUUUUUAGCGCAGGGGUGAGAAGAGGUUUUAAAACUAUUAGCGCCUGCUUACUUUAACCGCAUGCCUUAAACAAGCGCAGGAGUGAGAAGAGGUUUUAAAUUAAUUAGCGCCCCGGCGGCUAUUCAAGGAAAUACGGUAAUCCAUCCCAGUCACCCACAAAUGUGUGCAAAAACUAUUAAAAAAUAAAUGCUCUGUACUUUGCUACAAGUUAUUCCUUGAUUUAAAUAGUGUUUCUCAACUUUAUUCAAGUUCGGGCAUUUGCAACAUUAUUUUUCCCCAUGUUUUUUUUGGCAGUCAUACUCAAUUUAAAAAAAUGCACAGAAUCUGAUUAAUCAUCACGUAGAAUUCUUUGUUUGGUAAAUUGAGUCUGCAGAAGGACAGGCGGACAAAAGGUGGCGUUUGUUACGCCGAGUAGUGGGUCUAUCGCAUACGGAUACUGGGGUAACAUUUUGGCAAAUAUUUGCAUCGUUAAGUAGGGCUGUACUGUAUGUUGUCAUCUUUAUGAUGUAUAUCCAAUCAGAUGUCUUAGCAUUGUCAGGUUUUUCAUGCCAUUUCCUUUUGUUGGGACCAUUAUCUUUGCAAGCGGUUCAUCAAGUGCAUUUAAUCGUUUUUUUUUUAAAUCUUUUAAUCCACAAUUAAUCAUAAGCUGUUAUAAGCAUUUGUUUGAUAGUCACAUAUCAUUUUUUCCACAAAAGAAAAAAGGGUCCCCAUUCCCUGAUUUUAAGAAUUCAUAAUGAAAACUGGGUCUUGAAUUUUCAGAAGCUCUCCAUUUCAAUGGUUGCUUUCUUAAUAAAAGACAUGAUGCGGAAAUAAAUGUGACACAUGUGCAUUACAGUAUUAAAGGAUCAUAGACACACAAACACAUUCAAAACUAAGAUUAUAUUUAAAACACAGGCAGCACUGAUUUUUAUACAAGUCAUGUAGCUUUAAAUAAAUAUAAAUUUAUUGAAAAAAAGAUAAAACACCCAUAUCUUGGCAAUAUCAGGAAUGAUAUAUUAAUACCAGCUUUCCAAUAAACUGCAUUCAGUACAUUACAAUGCGUACAGUAUAAUACCUAUGCUUAGUUCAUUUUUUGGGAGCAUACCAAACUGCAGGACAACAAGGGGAGUCCAUUCAGAAAUAAAAACAGCAAAAUGUUUGACUUUUUUUCCAA
Molecule: messenger RNA, 3677 nt
Organism: Nerophis ophidion (straightnose pipefish)
Lineage: Eukaryota; Metazoa; Chordata; Actinopteri; Syngnathiformes; Syngnathidae
Gene: ppa2
Product: inorganic pyrophosphatase 2
Exons: 12
Coding region: 54-1082 (342 amino acids)
Biological process (GO): phosphate-containing compound metabolic process
Cellular component (GO): cytoplasm
Molecular function (GO): magnesium ion binding; inorganic diphosphate phosphatase activity
Source: RefSeq, a predicted model, not a curated record